Molecule: messenger RNA, 3658 nt
Organism: Cynocephalus volans (Philippine flying lemur)
Lineage: Eukaryota; Metazoa; Chordata; Mammalia; Dermoptera; Cynocephalidae
Gene: VWA3A
Product: von Willebrand factor A domain containing 3A
Exons: 34
Coding region: 1-3600 (1199 amino acids)
Source: RefSeq, a predicted model, not a curated record
AUGACAGUAGACAAGGAAAUCAUGGAGCUGGUCAGGGAGACAGACCAUGACGGCUCAAAAGGAGACGUGUUGGGUGUUUUUAUAAUGGCUACACAAACUAGUCAAGUCUUCCAUGGUCAAGAUAAUAAGGUUCUGGAAAAUCAUUGCAUGCGGAGAAACACUGACAGAGAUCCAGAGAAGCAAUUGAACCAGAAGGAUAUGAACGAACUUGGCCAAGAUCCAGACAAUGGAUUGCUGGUUACACACGUUAACCAGACACAGGACUUACUGAGGUUGCAGGGCGGUGGGACCCAGUCUUCAGCAUGGGAAGACUCUGAAGAUUGGCUUUCAACGCACAGUUUGAAGUUUGAGAGGCUCACCUUGGCUGACCUGAUACGUCAGGGCACAGCCGUGCUGGAGGCGGGCACCAAUGUCAUGCAGAAAAUUCAUUUCUCCACCCAGAUCAUCUGCCAUUUUGAAUCAAAACUCUCUGAAGCCGUUGAACUCUAUCAACAGAGAAUUCAGUGGCUCACAGAAAACAGCAGGAAGGCAUUUGGCCGCAUCAAGGGGACCGGAGUUGGUGUCCUCAUUGACGUGUCAGCGGUCGGCAGUGGCCCCCAGAGAGAGGAGUUUCAAAAUGACCUCAUGAGCCUCAUUGAUGAGCAGCUGAGCCACAAGGAGAAGCUGUACGUCCUGUCCUUCGGCAUCACCACCAAGCCCCUCUGGCCAGAGCCCAUGGAAGUCAGCACCUCCACCCUCCAGGACCUCAAGCUCUGGGUGAAGAAUCUGCAGCCCGAUGGAGGCAGCAAUUUGCUACAAGCCCUGAAGAAAAUCUUCGCUCUGAAGGGGCUGAACUCUCUGGUGACCAUAAUGGGAAGCUGCCCAGAUCAGCCUUCCGAAAUCCUGUCUGACUACAUCCAACAGUCCACUGUGGGAAGGAGCCUCAUCACCCAUGUCAUCACCUACAAAUGUCACCACCAGGUGCCCCCUGCUGUCGUGAAGAAUCUUGCAGAAGCUCUUAGGGGUGACUACCACUGCUACAGCCCAGAGACGGAGCUCUACACCAGCCGGGAUGUGGACGAGCUGCUGGCAGAAAUCCAGAAGGCCCAGAGCCUCCUUGGCCACGUGCAAGCCCUGCGCCAGAGCAGCCCCUGUGAGGAGCUCACCUGCAUGAUGCAGGAGAUUUCUGCAAAGAUUGAAAAAGGGUCCCUCACCAGUCUCUUGCCUAAACCUCCAAAGCAUGAAGCUCCUCUCACCAUUGAGUUCCCAAAUUUGGACAAGACCUCUGCAGAAUGGCUAAAGGUCAAUGGUCUAAAAGCCAAGAAGUUAAGCCUCUAUCAGGUGCUGGCACCCAGUGCAUUCUCUCCCGUGGAGGAAUUUGUGCCUAUUCUCCAGAAAACGGUGUCAUCCACCAUCCAUGAGAAGGUGAUGGUACAGUUGGAAUGGCACGACGGGACGGUGAAGAAUAUUCAUGUGGACCGGCCUGUCCUAUAUGAGUACCAGAAACAGCUCAGCAGAGCUAUGUGGAUGUAUGAGAGGCGGAUCGAGUGGCUCUCUCUGGCCAGCAGAAGAAUCUGGGGCACCGUCUGUGAAAAAAGGGUGGUUAUACUGCUCGAUAUCUCUGUGACCAAUUCCAUGUACAUUAUUCAUAUCCAGCACUCGCUGCGCCUGCUGCUGGAGGAGCAGCUGUCCAACAAGGACUACUUCAACCUCAUCGCGUUUGGAAGCACCAUCGAAAGCUGGAGGCCUGAGAUGGUUCCCGUGAGCCACGACAAUUUACAGAGCGCCUGGCGGUGGGCCCUGAGCCUGAGGUGUCAGGGUGGCAGGAACGUCCUUGGUGCCCUGCGGAAGGCCGUGGAAGUGGACUUCAUGGACAAAGACAAACACCAGUCACAGGGCAUCUACCUCUUCGUGGGGGGCAUCCCCGACCAGGACAUGCCCACACUCAGCGCCUACAUGGCCGAGGCCUGUGGGGGCUGCGACCUCCAGCUGAACGUGUGUCUCUUCUACGUGGGUGAGCCUCAGAUGGACAGCACACCCCCUGCCUGCUACGCCAGCCGCACGGACACGGCCACCGCCUACAGGGAGGCCACCCGGGCUACUGGUGGCCGCUUCCACUGGUUUGGAGACACAGGCAUCUGUGAUAGUGAUGACAUCAACUCCAUCAUGUCCGAGAUGGAAAAGGCUCUCGACUACUCGCAAAAGUGUGCCUUACUGGUGGCCUCUCUGAAGAAGCAGUCGGGAAAAGAACUGGAAAGUGCAGCCCUCCAGAGAGAAAAGCUGAAGAUGCCCAAGAAGAGAAGUCAGCCCGAGAAACUCGGUCCUCCCAAGUCCACAGCCCCUUCGAUGGCCAGAACGAACAUUAAAGAUGACCCUGACAGAGAGAAGAGCCCUUGCUUGAAAACUGUGAAAUGGUGUCCACUCGGUGGCAGAGCAGGUGUCUCACCAGCUGCAGUCCAGCCAGUGAAGGAGGGGACAAGAGAACGGAGGAGGAAGACCAAGUUGAGGGAAGGAAAGACAUCUCUCUCGCUGUUCUAUACAGAGACAGGGAACAACGUGGGCUCCGUGUACAGGAGGUACCCUCAAAGAGGGGGUAUAAGAAGAAUCAGCUCUUCUGUUGAGUUGCCCAGAAAGGACACAGUUUGCUCCAGCGAGGAGUGGAUAGCAAAUUAUGGGCUAAGGAAACUGAAGAUGGAGAUCUCCCGAUGCAUCGGUCCCAACUGUGUGCAUCAAAAGUUGGCACAGAGGUCAACACCAGCCAAACACUGCAGCAUCUUCCCCAGCAUAGAGGUCAAUGGCGUGACAAGACACGUGCGGUGGACGCUGAGGGAAAUGGACGUGUACAUCAGCAGCCUGGAGAGGGUGAUCCGGCGCUACAUCCAGAGGCUGCAAUGGCUGCUGUCCGGGAGCCGCCAACUCUUUGGUGCCAUUUUGGAGCGAAAAGUGUGCAUCCUGCUGGACACAUCGGGGUCUGUGGGCCCCUACCUGCAGCAGGUGAAGAUGGGGCUGGUUCUGCUGAUUUGGGAACAGCUACGCAAGCACUGUGACAGUUUUAACCUGCUCAGCUUUGCAGAUGGUCUACAGCCAUGGCAGGACACUCUGGUGGAGACCACAGAUGCAGCGUGUCACGAGGCUAUGCGAUGGGUAACCCACCUGCAAGCUCAAGGGAGCACCUCAGUCUUGCAAGCAUUACUGAAAGCUUUCAGUUUUCAGGAUCUGGAAGGAUUGUACCUCCUGACCGACGGGAAGCCAGACACAAGCUGCAGGCUUGUUCUAAAUGAAGUCAGAAGACUCAAGGAGAAAAGAGACAUGAAAAUCCAUACUGUUUCCUUGAACCACUCAGACAGAGCAGCUGCUGAGUUCCUGAGGAAGCUGGCUUCCUUCACCGGGGGGCGCUAUCACUGCCCUGUAGAUGAGGACACGCUCUGCACAAUCCACGGCCUGCUGACCAAAGGCUUCGUUGAUGAAGGGGAUCCCACGUUGCCGGUAUUUGAAGGAGAUGAUUUAAGGAGACUAGCCCAGGAGAUCACCAAGGCCAGAAGCUUCCUCUGGCAGGCCCAAUCCUUCAGAUCCCAACUCCUGAAGAAAAACGACACGGAGCCAAACAUCACUCAUUUUUAGAGAAGCAUUCUCAGAAAGGCCAUCUACAGAAGACCAACCACUGAGCACAACUUAGCCC